AGGUUUACAUUUCUGUCUGUACAAAUCGAAAUUAACUGAAUCGAUGACAAUAUUUACGAAGACAAAUGAGGACACUAAAGAAGUUCCUAAGGUCGUAGUUUCCAGCCCUGAUAGCACACCAACUGCUCCGCCGGCGAAGGAGCGCGACAUCAGUAAUAGUGGCUGGAUUCCUAUGGAGGGUGGAAACUUUGACAGACCUGUGAAAGAAAGAAGCUCAUCGUUUGGUCCUUUAUCAAUCAUAAGGCUUUCACCAUCACCUCUAGCUAGAACUCCUUCACCAACUCUACCGGAAAAUGACAAUUCUGGAAGGAAGACAAGAAGACGGCUCUGCACUUUGUUGCUAAUUCUAUUAGCGCUCGGUAUGGGACUUUAUCUUGGUGCAAUGUUUUUCCGCUAUCAUGCACGACUUGUACGUUUUGCGUACCAUGAGGGUGUCGAUCAUGGAAGAAUGGCAGCAACCUACCAAAAUCUCGCUCUUCAAAGUCCUCCUUUCAUCAGGGAGCCAAAAACUACUCAGAACAUUACGGCAAUGAUCGACACAAUCUGUAAACGAUGCUUCUCGAAACCACUGAACAACACAAUUUCCACACAACUUAGCCUUAUGCAUAUCCUCACUGGCUCUCCGCCUCCCAUGCUGAAAGAGAGAAAGAUGAGAGGAAGAGUGCGAGUAUGUGGACCACUGAAACGUGAGGAGAUUGAAGCACUUGGAUCCUUAGUUAUAACCGAGUCGACUUGUUCAAACAGAAAUUGAACCCCGAUCACUUCGUUUUCCGACACCUCGCUGUACGGAUACAUUUAGCUACUUUGAUAUGCGUUGUUUGCUCCCUAUUUUUUGUGCAUUUGAAGUCCAUAUAUUCUUCCAUAGUGGCUGA
Molecule: messenger RNA, 872 nt
Organism: Cylicocyclus nassatus
Lineage: Eukaryota; Metazoa; Nematoda; Chromadorea; Rhabditida; Strongylidae
Source: the annotation of a GenBank genome assembly